AUGCUCGCGGGAGUAACAUCGUUACUCUCGUUCUCCACUCUUGUACAAGCCGUUGCAAUCCCGCAAGGUACCAACUACAACAUGACGACUAGUUCGGCUGUUUCAGGUUACAAAAACGUUGCCUACUUUGUCAAUUGGGCUAUUUAUGGUCGCGCAUACAACCCUCAGGAUCUUCCUGGUGAAGAGCUUACCCAUGUUCUCUACGCUUUUGCCGAUGUUCGCGAUACUGGCGAGGUCUUCCUGACGGAUACUUGGUCAGACACUGACAAGCACUAUGCGAAUGACUCGUGGAACGAUGUUGGCACCAACGUCUAUGGAUGCGCCAAGCAGUUGUUCCUCCAGAAGAAGCGCAACCGCAAGUUAAAGGUGCUACUAUCGAUCGGCGGAUGGACUUACUCUGCCCAUUUUGCCCAGCCUGCGUCGACUGCCCAGGGGCGAGCCACGUUCGCAAGCAGCGCUGUCGAGAUUCUAAAGAACCUGGGCUUCGACGGACUUGACAUCGACUGGGAGUACCCGGCGAAUGAAGCCCAGGCCAACGACAUGGUUCUCCUUCUUGAGGAAACCCGUCGGGCUCUCGAUGCGUACUCUGCACAGUAUGCCCCUGGGCAGCACUUGCUCCUGACUGUUGCUUCACCGGCAGGCCCCACCAAUUACAAUAAGAUGAAGCUUAGAGCCAUGGACCAGUACCUUGAUUUCUGGAACUUGAUGGCUUAUGAUUAUGCUGGAUCCUGGGAUACGAAUGCUGGCCACCAGGCUAAUGUGCAGCCUUCUUCUUCCAACCCAACCAGCACACCCUUCAGUACCGCCAAAGCAAUCGACGACUACGUCGCCGCCGGCGUACCCGCUGCAAAAAUCGUCCUCGGCAUGCCCCUGUACGGCCGUUCAUUUGAAAACACCGACGGCCCUGGCACGCCGUUCUCGGGUAUCGGCCAAGGUACCUGGGAACAAGGCGUGUAUGAUUAUAAGAAACUUCCACUAGAUGGUUGCCAGGUCAAGACAGAUGAUAGUAUUACUGCUAGCUGGUGCUACGACGCGACCAAGAGGAUCAUGGUCACGUACGAUACGCCUGACAUCAUCGCUAAGAAAAGCCAGUUCAUCCUCGGAAAAGGACUUGGUGGUGGCAUGUGGUGGGAGAGCUCGAGCGAUAAGCCGGGAGAUGCGAGUUUGAUCUCGACGUUUGUGAAAACAAUUGGUGGAGUCGAUAGAUUGGAUCAGUCGGCCAACUUGCUCAGCUUCCCAGAGAGUAAAUACCAGAACUUGCGCGAGGGCAUGCCAAACAACUAG
Alternaria burnsii is the source of this 1284-nucleotide messenger RNA. RefSeq names its product glycoside hydrolase family 18 protein. The transcript has 4 exons. Bases 1 to 1284 code for a protein of 427 amino acids. Gene Ontology annotation, molecular function: chitinase activity; chitin binding. The record is from RefSeq and is a predicted model, not a curated record. Gene Ontology annotation, biological process: chitin catabolic process; carbohydrate metabolic process. Lineage: Eukaryota; Fungi; Ascomycota; Dothideomycetes; Pleosporales; Pleosporaceae. Gene Ontology annotation, cellular component: extracellular region.